UCCUUCGUCAUCCUCGUCCAACCCGCCGACGGUCAUCACAUCGGUGCCGACGAACGUCGUCAAGUCUACAAACAACCUAAUCGGUUAGCUGGACAAAUAAUCGCUCGAGCUGGCCGGUUGAGUCGGUGGUUUUGCAUCCACGCCGGCAGCCAUGACCGUAACAAGUAUCGCCACGAGCAGUGCCUCGAGGAGCCAGAGUAGAAGGUUUCCGGCGGAAGUAGCAGAUCGGCCAAAAGCAGCUCGAGCUCGAGUGGCGGAGGUGGAGUCAGCAUCACGACAACGACCAACAACAGAAGUGGUCCGGCUGUACCACUUGGAGCCACGACUAGGGGAAUUAGCAGCAGCACCAGUUCCGGGCACGAUAAUCUGUUCAACCAGCGACCUUGAAUACGCCUUGCAACCAAAAUGUCCUGCAGCGGAUCGUGCAACGGUUCAUGAUAGACUCGCCCGAGACCCCGCCGAAUAUGCCACCGCUCAGCUACUCGGCCACCUAUCCGGACGGACCGUCGUCGCCACCGCUCAGGGACGCCGAACUAGUCGAUCUGUCGGGAAUCUUCUGCGAGGUCAUGCACGAAAUCCGGUUGGACCUACUGCCCACGCCCGAGUUUGUCCAGAUGCAACAGCACAUGUUCAAUACCAUUCAGCACAAGGCUGCAGCGCACGACAUGGAGAACGGCUCGGACGAGCAUCUGCAGAUGUUCAACAAGACUUCGAGAACGCAACCAUGUCGGAGUGCGUCGGCGGAAUCUACCCUAUCUGAAAAAGUCGCUCGAGACGUUCAAACCGAAGAAAGCUUGUUGGUGGCGGCGGACAGCUCACGGGUAACCAUCUACAACUACGAGUCAACGGCUGCACCGACAUCCCGAUUGCCUUACAGGAAAUGGCGGCCAGGACAUUGACGCCUACGCGAACCUAAUCGGCAUGAACCCCCUUUUGCUAGACGCGCUGGGCCGGCAACCAGAACCAGCUGGUGACGUUCGGUAUGUUGUCACCAAUCGAGGACGACGCGGUUGGUAACCUACACUCAAUAUCAGGAUAACCCUUAAAAGGGUACUUUCUAUCCUUUUUUCAACUUUGCCCGUCGUCACCCUUUUGAAAGGGUACGUGGGAGAAACCCUUCAAAAGGGUACUGGCCCAGUACCCUUUAAAAGGAUACUUGCAACAAAGCGGUGGGCUCACUAGCGACAUCUAUGAGUCAAUUUUGUUUCGUUGAAAUAGUGGUGCCAUCUAUUGUAAUUUUUCAUAAGUUCAUUUAACAAAUAGAUGUUGUUUAAAAUAAGUUUUUUAUUGUUAUACAUCAAUAAAUAUUUACAUUUCAAUAUUAAAAAUAACCCUUGCACAUCAACGUGUUCGAUUUGAACCACGCAGUCAAUCGCGAUUUAAUCACCUCCCCCAGGGACGAGCUGCAACUCGGACGUCGUCCAUUUCGACGGGAAUUCCGCACAGCUCCGUUUCCACCGUGAGCAACCCCACUCCCUUGUGGACCACCGAUCAGUGAGGUACUCC
Molecule: messenger RNA, 1506 nt
Organism: Culex quinquefasciatus (southern house mosquito)
Lineage: Eukaryota; Metazoa; Arthropoda; Insecta; Diptera; Culicidae
Exons: 3
Coding region: 435-899 (154 amino acids)
Source: RefSeq, a predicted model, not a curated record